Molecule: messenger RNA, 420 nt
Organism: Bipolaris oryzae ATCC 44560
Lineage: Eukaryota; Fungi; Ascomycota; Dothideomycetes; Pleosporales; Pleosporaceae
Exons: 2
Coding region: 1-420 (139 amino acids)
Source: RefSeq, a predicted model, not a curated record
AUGCCGCGAUGGUUUUGCCUUGAGGGCCUCGCCCGGGUGCAGCUGCCAACGGGCCAUUUGUCGACGAGUGACAGCCAUGCACAUGCAGGCCGUGGCACCAAAGCGGCUGUCGAGCACCGAGUUGCAGCGGAAGAAGAGCGCCACGUCGAUUGCAUUUGCGAUAAGGGCCGGGCUACUGCUAUCGCCGGACGAGCGCGAAGGCGGCUCGCCUGGCGUGGUUUGAUCAGCGCGGGGCCUGUCGAUGGCGCCGCUGCACUGCGCUGCGCUGCGGUGUGUCUCUGCUCCGGACGUGGUCCAGUGCCGGCCCUCGCCUCAACGCACUGUCAUGACGUGACAUGGUGGUGGGUGGGUACCAAUGUGAAAAGCCAAUGCAGCCAGCGACACCUGAAGGGAGCACACAGACAGGCCCGCCGCGGAUAG